This is a messenger RNA of Fonsecaea erecta, 1065 nucleotides long. RefSeq lists its product as hypothetical. Gene Ontology annotation, cellular component: precatalytic spliceosome. Lineage: Eukaryota; Fungi; Ascomycota; Eurotiomycetes; Chaetothyriales; Herpotrichiellaceae. Bases 1 to 1065 code for a protein of 354 amino acids. The record is from RefSeq and is a predicted model, not a curated record. The transcript is spliced from 3 exons. Gene Ontology annotation, biological process: RNA splicing.
AUGGACGAACGUCCGGCGAAGCGCACGAAGCGCACGACCAGUGCCGCCAUGUGGGACGAAGACGAGAAGACGGACUCGCGGCCUGGUUCGAGCGGACGAGACCACAAGCCCAAGCCGCGCGACAUCCGGGACGAGGACCGCCGUGGACCUCGACGAGACGACGAGCGCAGAAGAAGGUCGAGAUCGCGAGACACACCCGACGGACGGAGGGAGCGGAGCAGGUCCAAGGAGAGGCCGGCGCACCGCGACCGGAAUAGGGACAAAGAGCGAGAUCGUGAUCGAGACAGAGGUGGAGGUGGACGGGGCCGGGACGUCAAUGGUCACGGUCGGCGCGAGAGGAGCAAGAGCCGUGACAGGAAACGAGACUCGAAAGAUCACAGAGCCGAACGCUCAUACCGACGCUCGAGAUCACGCUCACCGGCCAGGACCGGCGGUCGUGACGGCGUGCGCACACGCUCUCCUCUUCGACGAAGCGACCACGAUCGGACCCGGCCUCGAGACCGGAACAAGCCCGACGAUGAAGAGCCACGGGCACCAAAGCCCAAGGAUGAACAGCGAGCCGCCCAAACCGAAAAGCCUCUGACUAACGGUGACGCCAUGGCUGUUGACGAAGACGACGAAGACGCUCUCCUGAGGAAGAUGAUGGGGUUUACCACGUUCAAGUCGACGCAGAACACGAAGGUGCCUGGUAACCAGAUCUACGGCACCUUUGAGCCCAUCGAGGUCAUAGACUCGCGGAUCGAUGGAUUCCAGGGCGAUCUGCGAGGACUGGCUUCUUGCGUGUAUUAUCAGAUCACGGGGCAGAUGCGACUUGGGGAGGAAGAUCUUCCAGAACUCGACCGGACUGCAACAGACUCAAUGAGUGCUAUCAUCUUCCUAUUCAUGCUUCAUUAUUUGGCCUCUGUGACCGUGUCCACCAUCGCUUAUCAGCUGGCGGGCAAGUGCUCCGCAACCUCUGAUGCUGCCCUGCUACAGACCCAUGAAGAGCACAGCCACAACAAACCACGCAUAGAGAACCUGCAUGCUCGCCAGGAGGUCUUCCAUCUGCUCAAGCACAAGCAAUAG